Messenger RNA from Arctia plantaginis, 4305 nucleotides. NCBI's taxonomy places the organism in Eukaryota, Metazoa, Arthropoda, Insecta, Lepidoptera, Erebidae. The record is from the annotation of a GenBank genome assembly.
AUGCCGGUUAAAAAUGGUGGACUUAAUCCAAAAAUUGACUCUUCAGAUACGGUUGCUCCUAUGGAGAAAUUGUCACCCUCUCAACCUUCUCAGCGAAGGUCUCCACGGAAUGGAAAUCAGAUAAAACUCACUAGUAUGUUUAUAUGCAAAAGGAGUAGGAGUCCAGAGAGUCCAGAAGACAAAAAUCCUAAGAAACAAAAAUAUGAGAAAGAGGAAACUAAAAUAAACAAUGACUUAGGUAAAGGUGAAGAUAAAAAAUCAGAUACUCCCAAAGGCUGUGUAAUAUUAGGGGACAGUGAUACAAAAAAUGUAGAAAUAACAAACAAAUCUGAAGACACCUGCCUAAAACAGGAAUUAGAGAAUGUCCUUACUAUAGAAACAAAUACAUUGAAUUCUCAGAAUAAUGAGGAUAUUCAAAGUUUAAAACCUGUGGGUAAUGGAAACAGCAUUGUCAUUAAAAACAAUAAUGAAGAACCUAACUCUAAAGACAUGCCAAUAAAUAUGUUUGAUAUGGAAAAGUGUCACAUAUGUAAUCAAUUUUUGAAUAACUCUGAUUUAAUAUAUUACCAAGGUCAUCCACAAGAUGCUGUAGAAGAAUAUAUAGCAUUAACAAAUGAGAAACUUGUUUUAGCCUCAGGUGAUGAAGGGGAUAUAAUGGAAAGACCACAAACCAAUAUAACCAGUUUCUCUAUAUUUGAUGAACAAGGACACCUGUGCCCUAUUGAUGGGGGCCUAGUGGAAAAUGACAUGCGCAUUUAUAUGUCAGGAUACUUGAAGUCUAUUUGUUCAGAUACUAUAGAUAUUGAUGAAGAAUCUGUACCUGUGAAAGACGUAGGUCCUAUUAUUGAAUGGUUCAUACAUGGUUUUGAUGGUGGAGAUAGGAAUUGUAUCACAUUGUCGACGGAAUUUGGCGAGUACAACUUAUUAAAGCCGAGUGAGCAGUAUACACCUCUAAUGAAUAAUCUCUAUGAGAAAAUUUGGUUAAGUAAAGUUGUUGUCGAGUAUUUAGAAGAGUAUCAUUAUCUUCAACCAACAUAUGAGGACUUGCUAGAAGUUAUUAGAGAAUCUUCCAUUCCGGAUCUCAAUUAUAUGAAAAUGACUGAAGAGAUGCUCCACAAGCAUGCACAAUUUGUGUGUGAUCAAGUUCUGAGUUUAGAAGCUGACGAAGAUGAUGAUCCAUUAAUUACUUUACCUUGUAUAAGGGAGUUGAUUAAAUUAAUGGGUAUUAAAUUUGGUAAACGUAAAUAUCGUACAAAAAUUGAUUUCAAAAAAGUCGACAAAAAAGCUUGGACGAAGGCAACCACUACGCCUCUCGUUAGGAAAACGUUUGAAAGCUUUUUUACGAAUCAGCUAGAUAAAACAAAUCAUGAGCUAGUGUUGAGGAGAAAGCGAUGUGGCAUAUGCGAAGCGUGUCAAUUGCCUGAUUGUGGCGAAUGUAAUGCUUGUCGAGCAAUGGCUAAGUUCGGAGGACAUGGUCGUACUAAAAAAGCUUGCGUUAGAAGAUUUUGUCCCAACAUGGCAGUGGAACAAGCUGAAGAUUCCGAUCCUGAUGAUGAUGAUGAGUACCAAAAUAUGGUCGACAAAAAGCAACAAGACAUUAUUGAAGAUGCAGUGCCAGUAAAAUUGACUGGAUCCAAUAACAGAAGUAUAAAAUGGAUUGGAGAACCCAUUAAAGCAGAUGCUGCUAAGAUCUAUUACGAAAAAGUCGAAAUCGAUGGCUCCGAACUGUGUAUUGGAGAUUUUGUUAUGGUAGAAACAUCCCAAUCAAAUAUUCCUGCUCUUGUUGCUAGAGUUGUUUACAUGUGGAAGGAAACAAUUAAUUUGAAAGGUGGGUAUUUCCAUGGAGAAGUAUUCAUUAGAUCCUCUGAUACUGUUUUGGGUGAAGUAGGCGAUCCUAGAGAAGUAUUCUUAGGUGACAGAUGUUGCCAUGGUGCUCCUCUGUCUUCCAUACUAAGAAAAGCCUAUGUUGAAAAGAAAGAAACAUCUACAAACUGGUUCAAGCUGGGAGGUAAAGAAGUAGAUGAAAAACACGUCGAAGAUGACGGUAAAACAUAUUUUUAUACUAAAUAUUAUGAGAGAUUUACAGCACGAUUUGAGGACGUUCCCGAAGAUCCGAUUUGCCCUAAUCAGUUAAGAAAACAUAGAUUUUGUCCAUCUUGUGAACGAAAAACGAGAAGGGAUGCUAAAAACAUUCCUAAAGUUUCUGGAAAAUUAAUGGAAAAAUCUGACUUUAUAACUGAAUCAAACAGCACGGAGUGGACAUCGGUGAGGUGGCAAGACUUUGAAUACAAGAAGGGCUGCGGAGUGUUUCUUAAACCGGGUACAUUUAAGUUUAAAAAUAAUCUUAUAAUCUCAGAUGAAAAUCCUAAACCUAAAUUAGAGAACAUUGAUGAAAAUACUUAUCCUGAAUACUACCGAAAAAGUGAUAAUAAUUUGCGUGGAUCAAAUGUAGAUACUGGCGAACCAUUUUGCGUGGGGUACAUUGCAGCCGUGACAGCAAUAGGUGAAGGACCACUUAUUGUACCACAAGAUAUUUAUCUUAAAAUAAAUGUUCUUUAUAGGCCUGAAAACACCACAAGUCGAUUUCCACAACAAGAAGACGUUAAUGUUGUUUAUUGGAGUGACGAAAUACUUGAUGUAUCAUUUUCUGCAGUUGUAGGCCCAUGUCAGUUAAUCUAUGAACAAAACAUUCCUCAAACGAAUCUCCUCCAUGAGUGGUUAGAGAAAGACCCAAGUAGAUUCUAUUUUAGAAUGGCUUUUGAAAAAGCCUCUGGUCAAUUUAAAGCUGUACCACAGCAAGCAAUGAGUGUCGGACGUAAAGACAGGGGUAAAGAUAAAGGAAAAGGCAAAGGGAAAUCUAGUAAACCUGUAGAUGUAAGUGAGCCGAAAUCUGAGAAUAUUGAAGUUAGACCCUUGAGAACUUUAGAUGUAUUUGCUGGAUGUGGUGGACUAUCCGAAGGCUUACACAGCGCCGGUAUCGCCGAAUGCAGAUGGGCUGUUGAAAACGUUGAAGCUGCUGCUCACGCUUAUGCUCUUAACAAUAAAAACUGUAUAGUAUUUAAUGAAGAUUGCAAUGCGCUUCUUAAGAAUGUGAUGUCUGGGUCCACGCAUAGCGCUGGCGGGCUCAGACUCCCGAUGCAAGGGGAGGUCGAACUACUGUGUGGCGGACCACCAUGUCAGGGCUUCUCUGGAAUGAAUAGAUUUAACUCAAGGGAGUAUUCCAACUUUAAGAACUCUCUAGUAGCCUCCUACUUAUCUUACUGUGAUUAUUAUCGUCCAAAAUAUUUUAUACUCGAAAAUGUUAGAAACUUUGUGGCAUUCAAAAAAGGCAUGGUACUAAAACUGACCCUGAGGGCGUUGUUAGAUAUGGGAUAUCAGUGCACUUUCGGAAUUUUACAGGCUGGCAAUUAUGGUGUACCACAGACCAGAAGAAGGCUUAUUAUUUUUGCAGCAGCACCAGGGUUUAGUUUACCGUUAUAUCCCGAACCGACACACGUUUUCAGCAGACGUGCUUGCUCCUUGACCACCACAAUAGAUGGCAAACGUUUCGUUACCAAUAUUCACUGGGACGACGCUGCCCCUCGGCGAACUUGUACAAUACGGGACGCAAUGAGCGACCUGCCCCAUAUAAGCAAUGGGGCCAAUAAAAUAGAAAUCGAUUACGGCUCGAUGCCAGAGAGCCACUUCCAGCGAAUAGUUAGAAGCAAAGAUGAAAACGCUAAGCUGCGUGAUCACAUAUGUAAAAACAUGGCCCCUCUUAUUCAAGCACGAAUGUGUAGGAUACCCACCAUACCUGGUUCCGAUUGGAGGGACUUACCGAACAUAUCAGUCACUCUUUCGGAUGGAACUAAAUGUAAGGUGUUGCAAUAUCGUUACGAAGACAAGAGGAACGGCCGAUCCUCGAGCGGGGCUCUCCGCGGCGUGUGUGCGUGUGCGGCGGGCGGCGCCUGUUCACCCGCAGAUAAGCAGGAGAACACUCUCAUCCCGUGGUGCUUGCCACAUACUGGCAACCGACAUAACAAUUGGGCUGGUCUCUAUGGCCGUCUAUGUUGGGAUGGAUACUUCAGUACUACGGUAACAGAUCCUGAGCCAAUGGGAAAGCAAGGUCGAAUACUCCAUCCAGAACAAAAUCGAGUCGUGUCCGUCCGAGAAUGCGCUCGUUCGCAGGGCUUUCCCGAUACGUAUAUAUUUGCUGGCUCCAUACAAGACAAACACAGACAGAUCGGUAAUGCUGUACCACCGCUACUGGGUGCAGCGCUGGGAAGAGAAAUCAAGAAAGCCUUAAGUGCCAGCACAGCUACAUGA